This is a messenger RNA of Pelmatolapia mariae (spotted tilapia), 5085 nucleotides long. It is a transcript of the gene larp4aa, whose product is annotated as La ribonucleoprotein 4Aa. Gene Ontology annotation, molecular function: mRNA 3'-UTR binding. Lineage: Eukaryota; Metazoa; Chordata; Actinopteri; Cichliformes; Cichlidae. Gene Ontology annotation, cellular component: cytoplasmic stress granule; cytosol. The transcript has 17 exons. The record is from RefSeq and is a predicted model, not a curated record. The coding region runs from base 444 to 2864 and encodes 806 amino acids. Gene Ontology annotation, biological process: positive regulation of translation.
GGUGGCAGCCGGGACUUCGGCGGACUGUGUGCCUGCGCUGAGGAAAGGUGCGUGUCCCCAGUGUCCGCUCCGGUCGCCCGGUUAGGAAUGCGCCUCACGAACCCGGUGUGUGCUGUAGUAUUUGACGAAACGCCAGUGGGGACCGCGGUUUAAGAAGAGUCAUGGUUUGGCACUGCUUGUACCAUUAGUUUCUCGGCGUGUGAGCUUGAUUCAUUGAGCUAGCUAGUCGUUAGCCCGCUUCGUUGAUUCAUACGCACGCUAGCUCGCUAGCUUCAGUCUGUAGCAUACCCGCUAGCCGGUUAGCCAAUCCAGAGUCGAGUAGGAGAGGACCAGACUGACUGCUGAACUCAGCCGGCGUUUCGGGGAGAAGCGGCGGCGGCGGUGGUGGUGGCAGGAGGGGGCCGGGAGAACGCGACGGGGUGGAAGUGAGUCAGGAGCGGCUGAUGAGUUCAGACCAGAGCGGAGAGCCGCCGCUGCUGCAGGAGGAGGCUGAUCCCGGACCGAAGACCGGUGGGAAGGACGAGGCUCCGCUGGGGAGCGAGGGAGGGUCAGGCGGCAUGGUCACCUUCAAGGGUGCUGGUUUGAAUCCUAAUGCCAAGGUGUGGCAGGAGAUGCCCGUGGCCCCCAGCGAGACCGUUACCAGCAACCCUCAUUGGUCUCCCUCGGAUCUCAAUGAGGGUUAUUCUGAGCCUCCGUCUGCUGGGUGCAAGCAGUAUACCGUGGGAUUCCCGGUCCUGGAUAACAGCAGCUCCACAGCAACAGCUGAGAUAGCAGUAAAUGGAAUGGACCCUCCAGAGUUGGGCUUUUCCCCCGCUGAGUCUACAACAGGGACCUCAGUGGAUUCAAAAACGGAAGAACAGCCAAUCUCUUCUGAGAAUUUGCGAGAGUCUCUGAAGAAAGAACUGGAGUAUUAUUUCUCCAGAGAGAACCUCUCAAAGGAUUUGUACCUGAUGUCCCAGAUGGACAGCGAUCAGUUUGUCCCUAUUUGGACUAUUGCCAGUAUGGAGAGCAUUAAAGUCCUCACUACAGACAUGGACCUCAUUCUGGAUGUGUUGAGAUCCUCUCCUAUGGUACAAGUGGAUGAGAAAGGGGAGAAAGUGCGUCCUAAUCACAAGCGGUGCAUUAUCAUUUUGAGAGAAGUUCCCGAAACCACGCCUGUUGAGGAAGUGGAGUCAUUGUUCAAAAAUGACAACUGUCCAAAGGUUAUUAGUGUCGAGUUUGCACACAACAACAACUGGUACAUCACAUUCCAAUCGGACACAGAUGCUCAACAGGCGUACAAGUACUUGAGAGAAGAAGUAAAAACAUUUCAGGGAAAACCCAUUAUGGCCAGAAUAAAGGCCAUCAACACAUUUUUUGCAAAGAACGGCUACCGUAGCAUGGACAGCAGCCUGUACGCUCAGCAGUCCCAGAGCCAGUCCCAGUACAGCUCUCCACUCUACAUGCAGCACGUCUACCCCCAGCAGCAGUACCCCCUCUACGGCAUCGUACCUCCCACCUGGACACCUUCGCCCACACCGUACUUUGAAACGCCUCUGGCUCCGUUUCCCAACAGUAGCUUUGUGAAUGGAUUUGGCUCUGCUGGACACUACAAGACCAGCUCCAGUUCUCUUAAUAUCACUCGCCCAUUCAACAGAAGCCGUGUACCCCUCUAUUCAAGAAAGAAUGUAAUAAAUGCCUUCAGAAAUCACGUGAAGCCCCAGGUGAGGCCAAACGACGUGACCUCAGCAUCCAUAACACCGGUCCCACUGGAAAGCCUGACCGGACUGCGAAGCCCGCAGCCUCCUGCUCCCAACGCUACUGCCGCCGUCUCCACUACUAACACAGUCCAGACAACCACUGACUUGACCAUGGCAUUCUCGCAUCUACCCCCCUCUUCCUCAUUGGACGCCAGCGAUGACAGUGGCGUAGCUGGACGUGGAAGACGUACGACCUACAGAGGAACACGGAGGAGGCGAGAAGAAGAACGGAUUACGAGGCCUGUACCCUUAACAGAGGUCAAGGUUUCACCACCCAAGUUUGACCUGGCUGCUACCAACUUCCCUCCUCUUCCAGGCUGUGUGGUCAGCACACAGGGGGAGCCAGUGUUAGAAAACCGGAUGUCGGAUGUAGUACGUGGUUUGUACAGGGACAAGGCAGAACAAGCCAAUAAAGAAGCCACUGUGAGUCCAGGUUCAGGUCAAGUCGCAGAGGAAGCUGUGGCUGUCAUAAGUCCUGCCCCGGCAGCAGCAAAAUCUGCUACUCAACCACUUGGACCUUCAGCCUCUGGUACCGUUCGUCAGGAGAAGAGAGUCGAACGGGUGGAACCUACGACUCAAAAAGCAACUCCACGCACACCUGUCAAAACUCCCGGCAACCCCGCCUCCACACAGCCUGUGCCUAGCUCCAGGCCUCAGACCUCUGCUGCUUCCACACCAGCCACACCCAGCACAGCUGCCCCUGCGACAGCCGCUCUUCCCACCCCUGCACAGGAGCCCCGUAAACUCAGCUACGCCGAAGUGUGUCAAAGGCCACCCAAGGACCCUCCCCCUGCGUCCCCUGCCCCAGCCACCCCUAGCACCGCGUCAGGCCAGCCGCUACGUGAAUUGCGCGUGAACAAGGCCGAGGAGCCGGGCUCCAGCAGCAGUCCUGGAGACAAGCACGAGAGAAGCCACGACAGGGAGGGGGGAUGGGAAUGCAAGGAGAGCCGGCCACCACGUGAACGUGACUCUCAAGGCUACCACCGCAGCAAUGGCCCCAGGGGCACCGGGGGCCUCAAGUUUCGGGACCAUAGGCGUCCUCCACCAGCCCGACGCAGCUCCCCACAGGGAGGAUACAGGCACACUGGAAAAGAGCAGAACAUCCCACCAGUAUCGCCAAAAUAAAAACUUGAUAUCAAUAGAAAAAGAUGUAUGAAUAUAUACAUGGAUAUAUAUAAUUAUAUAAAAAUAAAUAACAUAAAAGCAACAACAAUUAUGGUAGCCACCUUCCCCACCCCCCUGGAACAUGUCCAAAGAGAGGCUUUUAAAGUGGCAAUGAGACUGACAUCCAGGACUUAUGGGCAAAAUGACACCUGAAGAACUUUGACGAGUGAUUGGAAAAGAAACAAAAACGUCGUUUUGGCCUUCAGAAAUACGCUUAAAAGAAUUUAAGUGUGACUUACCUGAAGGUUGUUGAUUCGAUCAUGCUCUGCUAGGGAAAGGUGGGAUGCUGGGUCUCGUAAAUGGCCCUCUACCUUUUUUUUUUUUUUUUUUUUUUUUUUUUUUUUUUUUUAAAUUAAAGAAUAGAUGUUGGUCUGCAAGAACAAUAUGCACUAAGAAAAAAAGAACAUGCAUAUAUGUCAUGUACAUAUACAAAGAUAUCACUAACACGCAAUGAGACAUCAGUUCUUGUUUUUUUUUUCUCUUGUGUGCUUAGGUUUGCAAGUAUGACUGAAGGGUUGACUGAUGUCUGUGAAUGCAUCGAUUGUUAAGCUAAAUGACUGAAGUGCUGCAGGGUGCUGUCGCACUGAUGUAAUGAUAUUGAGAACGUUUUGAUUUUUACAGCAGAGAUUCUGAAUCGUCCUGAAACGGGACAAUGUGGUCUUCUAAUGUAUAUGAAUGAAUUGUGUUCUAUGGUGGUAUUUUGAUCCUGGUUCAUGAUUGGCUUAAACGCUCUCCGUCAGAUUAUCAGAAGCUGUUGACAUGCGCCGCAGUCAGAUGUGUGAUUUUUAUUCGAAGCCCGGAUGCUCUGUAAAGGGGGGGGGGGGGCUGGCUCACUGGGCCUCACUGGGCUGUUAGCCACGGUGAACCUGCUAGCCUGGUCCAAAGUUUUUCACGUUGAGUUUUACGUGUUUUGAGUCUGUUCCCGAUGAAUUCAGAAUAUCGUCAUGUUGAUUAUCAGUCAGGUUCUCUGUUUACAUGUUUUGUUGUUGGUUUUGUUUUUUGGGGGGGUUUGUGUGUUUUCAUGAGGAAAAACAAAUAGGUUUAUGCUAAGAUUUGACUGCUUGGUGCGCCCAGUGGUUUUAGGCAAGGUUUGGCUUUUCUACAUCAUCGUCAUCAUCACGGGAUAUCCAGGUUAAGCUUAUAUCUGUGAAUUUGUUCUUAACAAUGGCAUAACGUCAAAAAAAAUAGACUGAGUGCUGUUAGCUAAUGAUGAUAGCUAUUUACUAUCAGGCAGCCAAGUUGUGGGUAUAAAGGAAAUUGGAAUAUUUUCACGUGCUACGUGCCAGCUGGCUGCGAUUAUAGUGUGCUAGGAUAAAGUUUAGAUUUUUUUGAUGAGGUCUGCUAAUGUAAUCUUUGGGGGAACUCUUUGGCCCAGUGAAACUGGAUUUUGAAAAAGCUGUAGAGGUGUAGUAACCUAUGCUAUAUUGUAAUAAACCCUUCACUAGAAACGUGUGUGGGAGAAUGUAAUUGUUCUAGUACUGAAUUUACGGAGGGAGGCUUUUGACCAGUCAAUCCACCAGAUUGUUUUGUGCUUUUAGGGUGAGUUUGCUGUUUUGUUCUUUUUCCCCUUUUUUUUUUUUCUUCUAAGUUUUGGAAAACAAACAGAUUAACUUAGAAUUUGAAGUUUGACUCACUGUAUGUAUUGCUUUCUUAAAUUUAUUUAUUUUAAUUCUAAUGCGCAGCGCUUUUCUCCCAAUCUUGGUAGGCUGGUUUCCCCAAAGUUGUGUGAAAUCGCAUUGGCAAAAAUAAAAAAAUCACAUAUGACAUUUCUGUACCGAUCAAGAUGUCAGCUGAGAGAAAAUACUUGUUGCGUUGACUUUGGGAUUAGUAAUGCAGUAAACGAGUAUCCAAUCACUGGAGCUGUUUUUUUUUUUUUUUUCUUUUUCAUAAUAAGUAUGAGCAGCUAGUGAUUUAGUAUAAUUAAAGAAAUGCACUAACUUUGUUUUUAAAAAGAAUCUUACUCAUGAGUAAUGUGAAAUCAUUUUAGAAGCAUAUGGUUGAUGUUGACAGGCUUGCAAAAAUACCUACAGGAUUUGCUCCCCCCCCUCAAUAUGUUUGGGUUAUUUUCUGUUAAUUUGGGUUGGGGUGGCAAAUGGAAAUGUAGUCAUGAAUCAACCAAGUGUUUGAGACACAAUCUUAGAACUGUAUGAAAUGUCACCAAAAAUAAAUUAUUUUGAUUUGG